This is a messenger RNA of Paramecium sonneborni, 1019 nucleotides long. Lineage: Eukaryota; Ciliophora; Oligohymenophorea; Peniculida; Parameciidae. The record is from the annotation of a GenBank genome assembly.
AUUAUGACUGUGAGGAGUAAGAUGAAUAAUUCACUUAUUCUUGAUCUCUAUUAAUUAUUUUUAACAGAUGCUUCAAUUUUAAGAGUUACAAAAAAUAGGUGCAGGUUUGUUCAACGAAGUUUGGAAAGUAUUUAGUAUUAUAAAAAUAAGUUUUGAGGAGAAUUGAUCAUCAAAUUUAUGCAAUGAAGAAAUAAAAAUGGGUAAAAUUAAUGAGAAAGAAAAAUUAAAUGCUUUCAAUAAAAUUCGGCUGUUAACAUCUUUAAACCAGGAGUUCAGAAUAGGAUAUAAAGAAGCACUUUAUAUAGAAGGUAUUGAUUAUUUGCAGAUAAAGAAACAUAAACCUUGGGAAUCAUAAUCUGAAUAUGCUUAUGGAGGAAAUAUUGCAAAAUAAAUAACAAGUAAAUAGAAUAAGACACAAAAGUUUCAAGAAUAAGAAAUUUAGUAAGCCCUGGUAUAAAUAACACAGAGUUUGAAAGAAUUACAUGAAAAAUUGAUAUUUCAUCGAAAUAUUAAAUCUGCUAACAUUUUUAUAUCAAAUGAGGUUAAUAAUUUAGUGUAUUAAAUGCACAAUAGCCUUGAGGUCUAUUAUACACUUAAACAGGUAUUCCAUGUAAUUUUAGAUUAAGUAAAUUGAGUCUAUGUAUCACCAGAAAUAUGAGAGUUGUACCAGACAACAAUAAAUCAGAUAUCUGUAGAAUGUAUUUUAUAAGAAACGGGCAAUCAGCAUUCUCCAUUUCAAGCUUUAGAUAUGGGAUGUCAAUACAAAAAGAUCUAAAAAGGAAUCCUCCCUUUAAUAAAUGGUUUAUGAAUUCUAAUUUAGUAGAUUGUCCAUUAAAACCCCAAUUAUAGCUAUUAAUAAAAGAAUGAUAAAAACAAUAUAACUACCUAAACACAGACUGAAUAAUAUUACAACAACAAACUAUUAUGAAAAUUAGGAAAAUAAUAAUGAAUCUGUUAGAUAUAGUGUUUAAUCUUCGAAAUUUAUUCCAUUAAAUAGAACAUCUGUUAAUAAUUCUUGA